UCCACCGCACCAGGGUCUGUCGACAACUGCUCCUGCCUCCUCCAGUCUCAUCUGAAGUAUAAGAGAGAGAAGCAGAAACAAGGCCCAACUAAUGUGCUGUCUCUAAGUGACAUCAAAUAUCCUCAUAACAUCAUAAUGAUUGCAGUGCUAUAUCUUGAGUUGUUACUGGUUGCCACUUCUCUCCUAUCAGCCGUGGAUCUGCUUACUUUCAACAACACUGUAGACAGAAGAAUAACACUAUUGAGCGGUUGUGUGGAGGCGGUGUUGACAACUGUGUCUGAGCCUCGCUGUUCCGUCAUGUUCUUCACGGACGGAGCAUCAACCCUCAGAACUGUGGCUAAGAACAGUAUCCUGCGUCUCCAGCACAGAAAUUUGUGGACAUUUUCGUGUGUAUCAGUCUUCGAGGUGUCAACGGAUGGUGAGGACGUCAGGCGCAUGCAGCUCUCCAUGGUGGUCGGUGAGGCUCAGCGGCUGCGGCAGGUGUCGUGGUGUGUGACGGUGGUGGUGGUGAGCGACGACCUCACCUUCCUCGCCACCUUCGCCCAGUGGUCCCUCAGGAGCCGCUUGGUGGUCCCCACAACGAGGCUCCUCGCCCUCACCGACGCCUCCCUGGUAAACACUCCCGGCCUCAGCAAGAUCUUCUCCAUGAUGAACGCCUUGAUGAUCGUCCAGGAAAACUCCCUGAGAUUCUUAAGGUGCGGGGUGUACCUGCAGGUGCCGUACAGUCCCCUGGGCGCCCAGGCGCUGAAGGUGGCCUCCUGGACGCCCCAGGGAGGCCUCGCUCUCACCUCCAGCCUCCCGCUCUUCCCAGACAAGUUCUCAAGGCUCUCCAAUAGGCCCACUUUAGUGGUUAUAUCAGAACCUUAUCUCACUCACGAAGCUGUGAUGGUCGACGAUCCAAAGUCUCCAGGAGGGAAAAGACUCACCUUCUCCAGUUCUCUAGCCAAUGUUCUCCAAGUCUUUGCGGAGGCUACAAAUUUUACGUACACGUGGGUGAGGUCUCCUGAUCAACUGUGGGGAAACCAGCUGAGAAAUGGGUCGUGGUCUGGCCUGAUUGGUGUUGUGUCCAGGGAGCAGUUGGCAAGUGGAGCGUGCCACCUCCUGUGA
Molecule: messenger RNA, 1107 nt
Organism: Procambarus clarkii (red swamp crayfish)
Lineage: Eukaryota; Metazoa; Arthropoda; Malacostraca; Decapoda; Cambaridae
Source: RefSeq, a predicted model, not a curated record